UUUGUUCAGCUCCGCCCCGUGUCACCUGGCGGUGGCCUCUCUGCCCACCGGCCUCAGAGCCAGCUCUGGCUGUGCCGAGAUGGGGCUGUCCCUGCCAGGGCUAUGGCUGAAGAGGCUCUGGGUGCUCUUUCAGGUGGUCCUGCACGUGGCCCUGGGCAAAGUGCUCCUGACACUGUUUCCCGGGAGAGUCAAGCAGGACAUCCUGGCCAUGAGUCAGAGGACUGGCAUGGCCCAGAACCCCCACUUCUCCUAUGAAAACUGGAUCCCCACCUUCUUCAGCACCCAGUAUUUCUGGUUCAUCCUGAAGGUCCGUUGGCAGCGACUGGAGGACACGACCGAGCAAGGGGGUCUGGCCCCAGACUGCCCCGUGGUCUGCCUGUCAGGACAGAGGUGCAACAUCUGGGACUUCAUGCAAGGUAACAGGCCUUUGGUGCUGAAUUUUGGAAGUUGCACCUGACCUUCAUUUAUUUUCAAAUUUGACCAGUUCAAGAGACUUAUUGAAGAUUUUAAUUCCAUAGCAGAUUUUCUCAUCAUUUACAUUGAAGAAGCACAUGCAUCAGAUGGCUGGGCUUUUAAGAAUAACGUGGACAUCAAGAAUCACCGGAAUCUCCAGGACCGCCUGCGGGCAGCCCACCUGCUGCUGGACAGAAGCCCCCAGUGCCCUGUGGUGGUGGACACAAUGAAGAACCAGAGCAGCCAGCUCUACGCAGCGCUGCCCGAGAGGCUCUAUGUGCUCCAGGAAGGCAGGAUCCUGUAUAAGGGUAAACCUGGUCCAUGGAACUACCAUCCAGAGGAAGUGCGUGCCGUUCUGGAAAAGCUCCACAGUUAAUCUGGACAGAUUCCCCCUGUUACAACAGGAGGGCUCCUCAAGGCUUGACUCGCUCCCCAACCCCAUCACAGUUGAUGUUUACGUCUUGAUCUGUGUCCCCAGCUGAAUCACUAGCCCAGAUUUUUCUGAUCUAAGCGAACAACUGUUGCAAUGAGAAAAUGAAGCCACAAGAAAGUUGGGUGUUAAGGUACAAUUCCACACUGCCCCUGUGGUGCAGACCAUGUUCAUUGUAUGUUCAUUUCAUUCUUGCCAAAAGAUUUAAAACAGAGGGUGGUGCUGGUGAUGAGUGGUGGGUUUCCAUAGUAAUAUAUCUUCAAUUCUACUGUAGAAGAAGAGAGUACUCACUUUACCAUCUUUGAAUUUAUUUCAUAGAAAUCUGGCUCUCUGAACCUGGGAAUCUUCCACCAUCUUCCCUUAUCAAAAGUCACCUGUGGGGAGGACUGGAUUCCUGAAAACAUUAUAACCUUGACCAAACUAGAUAACAGGCACCUCAAAGCUGUCAUUCAGUUUUACAGAAGCUCGUAUUUGAAAUUCUGUUUCUCUGAUUUCUUCACAAGUCUCUUAACUGUCAUUUGUGUUAGAUGACAUCAGACUAAUGGAUAACCAUUGGUAUUGAUCUGUUUUAACUCUGCUUCUUUUCAUAUUUGUUUAUGACGGCCACAGCCUAAAGUACACACAGCUGUGGCUCGAUUUGAAAGAAAAUGUUUUAAGAUGCAGCAAGUUAAUACAGAAUGAUUAAAAUGUAUUGGGCUAUUUUGGUGGCUUCAGUGUCAUCUUUACACUGUCUUUGCUAAUUUGUGUCAGCUUGUUCUAUGUUUUAUGAUAGACCAAUGUAAUCUCUUCAGCAAAAAUACCAUAUGCUGGAAUGCCCUCCUUUGGCGGAAAGAACACUUGGUCUCUAUGUAUUACUAUACUAACAAUGUCUUGCCUUGUGAACUGCUAGAGAAUGGUCACAUUGGAAUCAAACUGCAUUUACAACAUGGCAUAAAAGCAUGAGCUUGGGAGAUAUUUUUCUAACAUGAAAACACCUUCUCCUUGGCUCUGCCUUAUUUGUUACAAUGGUAUUAUUAAUGUUGAUUAUUAAUGUUGCUAUUUUACUCUUUUAAAAAUAGUUAUUAUUGAUUAUCUAUCAGGCACAAGCACUUUCAGAUAUGUAAUCUUAUUUAAUUUCUAUAUAUUUCAAAGAGGAGAUUAUUAGCCCCAUUUUACAGAUGAGGAAAACAAGGCUCGGAGUUAAGUAACUUGUGGAAGGUCUGGGAAGGUUAUCUCCAACUUCAAACCAGAGUCCCAGCUCUGCACCCUGCUGGCUGUGUGACUGUGGUUAAGCUGCUUUGGUAUAUUAAACUAUGAAACAAUAUAUCAGCAGUGCCUACCCUACAGAGGACUGUGAGUAAAGCACUCCGAAUUGUGCCUGGCUUGGAGAAAAUGCCAUUAAAGUGCUGGCUAUUAUUGUUACCAACAUUAUUGUUCCCCAACUGCCUCCUUGGGUCCCCUUUUUAGGGGGUAGGGGAUGG
Vicugna pacos (alpaca) is the source of this 2343-nucleotide messenger RNA. It is a transcript of the gene DIO1, whose product is annotated as iodothyronine deiodinase 1. Gene Ontology annotation, biological process: thyroid hormone metabolic process. The record is from RefSeq and is a predicted model, not a curated record. Gene Ontology annotation, molecular function: thyroxine 5'-deiodinase activity. NCBI's taxonomy places the organism in Eukaryota, Metazoa, Chordata, Mammalia, Artiodactyla, Camelidae.